AUGGCUGGAAAGGGACAGGGCUCCGGCGGCACCGCUGCAGAGCCCCAGAUCAUCAAAGUGACAGUGAAGACCCUCAAGGACAGGGAGGAGUUUGCCGUGUGGGAGAACAGCACCAUCGCAGACUUUCGGGGUGAAAUCGCCAAGCGCUUCCGUGCUCCCACCAACCUGCUCCUCUUGAUCUUUGCUGGGAAGAUUGUGAACGACCGAGAUACUCUCAGCCAGGCCGGGAUACAGGAUGGAUUCACCAUCCACCUUGUCAUCAGGCCACAAACGAGAGCAGAGGACCAGGAAGCUCAGCAAACGAACGCCAGCACGCAUGCUGCCACCCUCCCUGCACCACCCAACGGCACGUCCCUGGGCAGAGGCGCUCCUGGCUCAGCUGGACUGGCAGAUCUGAGCGUGCUAGGUGGGAACGCACCCAGCAUUUUAGGUGUCCUAAAUGAGCUCCAGCAGCUGCAGGUGAUCAACCCCGAGAUGAUGCUACAGAUUUUGGAAAAUCCCUUUGUCCAGAGCAUGCUGUCAAACGCCGACCUGAUAACACGGUUCUUAAGGGAAAAACCCCUGUUCCAGCAGUUUGUGCAGCAGAAUCCAGAGGUCAGACACAUCUGGAACAACCCAGCCCUCCUGCGAGAAAUGAUCGAGUUCAUUAGGAACCCAGCGAUGAUGCAGGAAAUACUGACAAACAGGAGCCAGACUAUGCUGCUGGGUGGAGACAAAAGUUGCAUCCCCCAUCGCAACCAAGGCACUGACGUUGGGGGUAUUCAUGUCAGCAACAGCCCAAACUGCAGUAUGGGGCAGAGCCCCUGGGUGCCGCCUGGGGGACCUGGAGUCGCAGCUGGGAUGUGUAACCCGCCUGAAAUGCAGAACGCCUUGCAAAAGAUACCCAGGAAUGCCCUGUCUUUCCAGAGCGUCCUGUCUGUCUCCCACAUGAGGAAUAUAAUGCAGGCCCUGAGCCAGAAACCCAGUCUCAUUGUGCACUUCAUGCUGAGUAACCCCCGGUUCGUUGGUAUCCCGCAUCCCCGACAAGAAGUAGCACGGGAGCUCCAAGCCCUCCUCCAGCUGCUGCACAGGCCAGACAUGCUGUUAGUGAUGGCAAACCCGAGAGCCACCAAGGCUCUGUUCCAGAUUCAGCAGGGUUUCCAGACCCUGGGGAUGGAGGUGCUAAGGUUCGCCCGAGGCAGCGCUCCUGGCUCAGGGGCAGCGGGAAGCCCUGCCGAUGGCAGAGAAGUACCCAGGACUGGUUCUGAGCCACGUGAGAAUGCAACCCCAGCAGCAGGAUCAGCCAAGUCGGAGUGCCAGCCCUGUAACAUGGGGCAAAUCGCACAGGGUCUUGGUCAAGCAAGCCCCCCGCUUCCCCAAACUCCUGAAGCCCAAUUCCAGCAGCAGCUGGAGCAGCUCUACGUAAUGGGUUUCCUGAACCACGAAGCCAACGUACAAGCUCUGAGAGCAGCAGGAGGAGACAUCAAUGCUGUGAUAGACAAACUACUGGGGCAGUGGGGUCCCCCAGCGGUCUGUAUUGCGACCACUACUCUUCAACAGAUUCAUAAGUGA
This is a messenger RNA of Chrysemys picta bellii (western painted turtle), 1551 nucleotides long. NCBI's taxonomy places the organism in Eukaryota, Metazoa, Chordata, Testudines, Emydidae. The record is from RefSeq and is a predicted model, not a curated record.